Messenger RNA from Rhinichthys klamathensis goyatoka, 10286 nucleotides. RefSeq names its product chromodomain helicase DNA binding protein 6 (gene chd6). The record is from RefSeq and is a predicted model, not a curated record. Bases 492 to 9371 code for a protein of 2959 amino acids. Gene Ontology annotation, molecular function: ATP binding; ATP-dependent chromatin remodeler activity; protein binding. The transcript is spliced from 39 exons. Lineage: Eukaryota; Metazoa; Chordata; Actinopteri; Cypriniformes; Leuciscidae.
AAUGAUGGAGUAAAAAGCAGCAUGAUUGGUGGAUGCAGGCGAGAAGAAAAAUAAAACCCAGAACGUUGCUUUUGCACUCCGGACGCGACGCGACAAACGCGAAUGAAUCCAGCGCGUGCUUUCGAUCACAGGUGAAGAACUGAAAUAGAAAAACCUCUUGAAUCACAGCAAAAACAUCCACAUCCACACAAGGAGCUAAAAGUACACAAUGGUCGCUCGCGAUAUGUGUCUCUCAGACAAGCUUAGCGCUGCGUCGCUUGAGUGACAGCUCGCUGGCCAAUAGGAACAUCCAGCGGCCCAACUUCGCUUAGAACCGACCAAUGGCGAACGGCAGAAUACGGGCCUAAACGCAAGUUAGGCUGUUGUAGCAGGCGGCCAGCGCUAAACUUCACCAAAUAAUAGCUGUUUGUAUUUUGGCUGCCGCAGUAGCCAUUUUAGUGUCCUUGGAAAUAAAUGCGGAGAGAGGAACGCGUAGGUUUUUGCGCUAGCUGAUGUCCGGAGCCGGCGUGUCCAGACGCAGACACAAAGAUCAAGAAAAAAUGAAAAUACAAAAGAAGGACAAGCAGAUGUCUGCCACCCAUGUACUAAAGCACACUCCAUCCGCUGCUGCCUCGAAUGCCUCUGACCAAAACGCACAAACUACAUUUCCCAUCGGCCACUUGGGCAAAGAACAGUUACGGAUUAUCGGAGGGCCGCCCAAUCAUUGCAUGACUCACACAAAGGCUGGGUCUGCGGCCAGCAGUCACAGUCUCCGCCCUUCAUCAAUCAACAGUGAGGAGGAUGAUGGAGGGGGCGGGACCAGGGUGAAGAAGAAACGAAGGAAAAAAGACAAGACUGAGUCGGAGUGGAACAAAGAUGGAGAAAGCAACGCUAAACCAAAGAGAAGGGUGCAAAAGGAAGGGAAGGAGAUUCUUCCGAGAAAGUCAAAGGCGGUGAAGGAACAAAAGGAUCAUAAGAGGGAGGCGAAAGGUCAAAAGGAGGUCAAAAAGGUCAAGAAAGGUCAAGAUGUGAAAGUGAAACCACAGCCCAAGAACACUGCAACACAUCCGCCCUCCAAAAGAGGGAGGAAGCCAAAAGAGCAGGGUGCCAUGCCUCCGGAGAAGAAGAAGAAGGGAAAGAGGAAAAGUGAUGCUGUACUUGAGAUGGUGGAGAGUGAUGACACAGCCUCUCUCAGCACGCUCGCCACCGGCGGUGAGGAAAGCACCGACCCUAUGGAUAACACUAAGAGGCGAUCAGGGCGUCAAGUGAAGCGGCGGAAGUACAACGAAGAUCUUGAUUUCAAGGUCGUGGAUGAUGACGGGGAGACCAUUGCCGUGUUGGGCGCGGGCCGAAUUGCUGCCAUGUCUUCCUCUACCCUCGCCUGGCAGGCUGAGGAACCCCCUGAAGAUGAGGCUAAUAUUAUUGAGAAAAUACUCUCUGUGCGAACGGUCAAGAAAGAGACAUCCCCUGAUGAAGCACCAGAAGAGUUGGAGGAGUUUUACGUCAAGUACAGAAAUUUCUCCUAUCUGCACUGUAAAUGGGCGACCUUGGAGGAACUGGAAAAGGACCCACGCAUUCAACAAAAACUCAAGCGCUUCAGAAACAAGCAGGCACAAAUGAAGCACAUUUUCACAGAGCCGGAUGAAGACCUUUUUAAUCCAGAUUAUAUUGAGGUUGAUCGGGUUUUAGAGAUCGCUAUCACCACUGAUACAGAAACAGGAGAGGAAGUUACCCACUACCUGGUGAAAUGGUGCUCAUUGUCAUAUGAGGAGAGUACUUGGGAGCUUCAGGAAGAUGUUGACCCUGUGAAAAUCCGAGAGUUUGAAGACCUCAAGAAAAUACCAGAAAUUAAACUUGUGGAAAGGCCUCUACCAGAACAGUGGCAAAAACUGGAGAAGUCCAAAGAAUACAGGAAUGGGAACCAGCUCAGAGAAUACCAAUUAGAGGGAAUGAACUGGCUUCUUUUCAACUGGUACAACAGGAAAAACUGUAUUCUGGCUGAUGAGAUGGGGCUGGGGAAGACCAUCCAGUCCAUAACGUUCCUCUUUGAGAUUUUCUACAUGGGUCUGAGAGGACCCUUCCUCAUCAUCGCCCCGCUCUCGACGAUCACCAACUGGGAGAGGGAAUUCCGCACAUGGACUGAAAUGAACGUCAUUGUCUAUCACGGCAGCCAGAUCAGUCGGCAGAUGAUCCUGCAGUAUGAGACGUACUACCGAGAUGAACAGGGAAACAUCAUGACUGGUCAGUUUAAGUUUCAUGGCGUGAUCACUACAUUUGAAAUGAUUAUGGCUGACUGUCCGGAGCUGAAGAAGAUUAACUGGCGCUGUGUGGUGAUUGAUGAGGCCCAUCGCCUAAAAAACCGCAACUGUAAACUGCUGGAGGGACUCAAACUCAUGAACCUGGAACAUAAAGUUCUUCUCACAGGAACUCCUUUGCAGAACUCAGUUGAGGAACUCUUCAGUCUUCUUAACUUUCUCGAACCCUCACAGUUCCCUUCCGAGACCACGUUCCUGGAGGAGUUCGGAGACCUAAAGACAGAGGAGCAGGUAAAGAAACUGCAAGCCAUUCUGAAGCCCAUGAUGUUGAGGAGACUGAAGGAUGAUGUGGAGAAGAAUCUGGCCCCUAAAGAGGAGACGAUCAUCGAGGUGGAGCUCACUAACAUUCAGAAGAAAUACUACCGUGCCAUUCUGGAGAAAAACUUUACCUUCCUUGCCAAGGGAGCGAACCAGCACAACAUGCCCAACCUCAUCAACACAAUGAUGGAGCUUCGCAAGUGCUGCAAUCACCCAUACCUCAUUACAGGUGCUGAAGAAAAGAUUCUUGAGAGCUUCAGGAAAACCUACAGUUCUGACGCUCUGGAUUUUCAGCUGCAGGCAAUGAUCCAGGCCGCUGGUAAACUAGUGCUUAUCGACAAGUUACUGCCCAAACUGCUAUCUGGAGGACAUAAAGUGCUGGUGUUUUCCCAGAUGGUUCGAUGCCUUGAUAUACUGGAGGACUACCUCAUUCAGAGGAGAUAUACAUACGAACGGAUUGAUGGGAGAGUUCGAGGGAAUCUAAGGCAGGCUGCCAUCGAUCGCUUCAGCAAGGUGGACUCUGACCGCUUCGUGUUCCUCCUCUGUACACGAGCAGGAGGUCUGGGCAUCAACCUCACCGCCGCCGACACCUGUAUCAUAUUCGACUCAGACUGGAACCCGCAGAACGACUUGCAGGCUCAAGCUCGCUGCCACCGGAUCGGUCAAAGCAAAGCGGUGAAAGUGUAUCGACUUAUCACGAGAAACUCAUACGAGAGGGAGAUGUUUGACAAGGCCAGUCUGAAACUGGGAUUGGACAAGGCUGUUCUGCAGGACAUCAACCGCAAGGGCAGUCUCAAUGGGGUUCAGCAACUGUCCAAGAUGGAGGUCGAAGAUCUUCUCAGGAAGGGGGCGUACGGGGCGCUCAUGGAUGAGGAAGAUGAGGGCUCUAAAUUUUGCGAGGAGGAUAUUGAUCAGAUCCUGCAACGCCGCACACAGACCAUCACAAUCCAGACUGAGGGGAAGGGAUCAACUUUUGCCAAGGCUAGCUUUGUGUCUUCAGGGAACCGUACAGACAUCUCUCUGGAUGAUCCAAACUUCUGGCAAAAGUGGGCCAAAAUUGCUGAACUGGAAAUUGACUCCAAGGCAGAAAAGGAGAGUCUGGUGAUCGACACUCCUCGCGUAAGGAAGCAGACGCGUCACUAUAAUUCUUUUGAGGACGAUGAACUGAUGGAGUUCUCUGAACUGGACAGCGACUCAGAGGAACGACCCUGUCGCACAAGACGUCUCAGUGAUCGCAACAGACGCUACCUCCGAGCAGAGUGCUUCAGAGUGGAGAAAAACCUUCUUAUUUUUGGGUGGGGUCGCUGGAAGGAUAUUCUCAAUCAUGGGCGUUUUAAAUGGCACCUGUCGGAGCGAGACAUGGAGGUGCUGUGCAGGGCUCUUCUGGUCUACUGUGUUCGCCAUUAUAAAGGAGAUGACAAAAUUAAAAGCUUCAUCUGGGAUCUGAUUACACCCACUAAAGAUGGACAUAAUCAAACACUGCAAAACCACUCAGGUCUGUCUGCUCCUGUCCCGCGUGGUCGCAAAGGAAAGAAACUGAAGAACCAGUUGAGUCCACCUGAGCUGAAGAAUGCUGACUGGCUGGUCCACUGUAACCCAGAGGUCGUGCUUCAGGACGACAGCUACAAGAAACACCUCAAACAACAUUGCAACAAGGUGCUACUGAGGGUGCGGAUGCUGUACUAUCUGAAGGUUGAAGUGCUGGGGGAGGCUGCUAAUCAGGCUCUUGAAGAGAUCCCAGCCAGUAAACUGGAGGUAACCCUGCCUGAUAUCGACUACAUUGAGAUCCCUACUAUUUGGUGGGAUUCUGAGGCGGAUAAAUCGCUGCUUAUUGGAGUUCACAAACAUGGGUAUGAGCGGUAUAACGCCAUGCGUGCAGACCCUGCUCUGUGCUUCCUGGAGCGGGUGGGUAUGCCUGAUGUCACUGCACUGACGGUAGAACAAAGUGGAGCAGAAACUGCUUCCGAUGCACCGGAUAGUAUCAGCAAAAGUGAUGAAAUUAAAGAGGAAAACGACAUGAAGUCUGAAGAAUUAGAAGAGAAAGUAGAGAUCAAGGAGGAGCCCAUGUCAGAGGAAACAGGGAAAAAUGACACUACAGUGACAGGGGGCUUCGUAGCAUCUCUCGCAGGAGACCUGAUUACAGAGAUGAUGGAACAGGGGCGGAUACAGUGGCCGGCAGGUUCGGCUCUUACAGCACGUUUACGCCGCCUCAUUACUGCAUAUCAGCGUUACACGCGCCGUGAGCCACUUCGUCAUGAUUUCCUCUUACACGAUGGAAUUGCACCUGUGACGUGGCAAAUUGGAGAGUUUAGGCACUGCACAACUGAGCCUGACCCACUCUUUUUGGAGUGGCAACGAAGGUGGACACGUCGUGAGCAGGCUGACUUCUAUCGCACAGUGUCCUCGUUUGGAGUAGUGUAUGACCCAGACAAGAAAAUCUUUGACUGGGGCCAGUUCCGUGCCCUUGCUCGAUUGGAGAGGAAGACCGACGAAAGCUUGGAGAGAUAUUUCCACAGCUUUGUUUCAAUGUGUCGCACUGCAUGUAGACUGCCGCCUAGAAAAGAUGAAGGUACCGUUGAUCCUUCGCUGUUUGUGGAACCCAUUACAGAAGAGCGAGCUGCCCGAACAUUAUACCGUAUUGAGCUUUUGAGAAAGGUCCGUGAGCAAGUAUUGCGGCACCCACUCCUGGGGGCACGACUGCAACUUUGUCGCCCUAGUUUGUACUUACCCGUCUGGUGGGAGUGUGGCAAACAUGAUCGUGAUCUUCUCAUCGGUGUUGCCAAGCAUGGCUUGAGUCGAACUGACUUCUACAUCCUCAAUGACCCACAACUAUCCUUCCUGGAGGCCCAUCGGAACUAUGUUCAUAAAGAAAACCACAGAUAUCCAGUCCCAGGCUUGCCUCACCAUCAUUGCUGCUUGUAUGAUGCCAACCUUGUACAUUGUCAGUCCCCACAACCUCCAGAGUAUCAUCACACACCUUCACCCCACACGCCAACACAACUUGUCCAUACUCAUGGGCAUCACCAGCCCACAGAAGUGGUAGCGUCAGAGCCAGGAAGUUCCCUGGGAAUAGGUUCAGGAAACAGGGAAGGGUUUUUGGACUGCCCUCCAUUAGAUGACUCACUGGAGUUGGGGUCUUUACAACAUGAAGGUUUGACAUCAGACACACUACAUAGCAAAUCUGGUAAAGAGGCCUUCAACGGAUUCCCGUUCAAUUCUGCAACUGGUGGGCUGAAUAUGCUAAAUUCGUAUGGUGUGCAGGGGGAGCUAAAUGGGGCUCAAGGAGAUAUGGCGGACUCCAUAGCUGGGAAACUUCGCAGCGAUGUUCUGGUGGGAGAGCAAGGGUCCUCGGAGGAGACUGGAUUAAUGGCUCCUUCUGUGGAACUCGAUGAACUUCAAACUCCAUGGGAAAGCUCAGACCAUGUUGAAACCUCUGACAUGUUCAACGAGACUGAUCCCAUUUUGGGAGCACAAGCUUUGGAACCCAGCUUUUUGGAUGCUCCUCAACCAGACGAUGGACGGGAGGGUGAUGAAACACUAACCGACUGUUUGAGCAUGCCCAGUUCGGACUCUCAAAGCAACCCUGUCGAGCCACUGGCACCAAGCUUUAUGUUGUUCAAAGACCUUAAUGUUGGAGAGGCAUCUGUGGAUCAGACAGAUUUAUCAUCCAGUCUUCCAGAUUAUGUUCCACCACCUCUUAGUCUCCCGGAUGUUAGUCUUGACCAGGCAGAUCCCAUUAGUGAGGAUCAAGAGGACAAGCUUAGUGAUUCCAACAUCACACAUGGUGUUCCCAGUCCAGGAGAAGGUGCUGAAAGCAUAGGGUUUCAUUUUGAGAAAGAAGACCUUUCUCCAGACAGUCUGAAGACUAAGGAUUCUCAAGAUGAAAUUGACAAGAUGCCUUCAAUAGAGUCUCCAAGGGACAAUUGUCUUGAGGAAUCUCAGAAAGGGGACUGCAAGGUGACAUUUGAUGACUCCAAUGAAGGAGACUUGGAAGAAUCUUACGAGAAGCCUCUAAGAGAGACAGAAAAAGUGCCUUUAGAGGAGUCUUAUGAUUUGACUUGUGACGAGACCCUGCAGGAACCUUGUGAAGGGUUUCAGCAAGACUCAGCGGAACAGCAAUUGGUGGAAGAACCCUCUGAAGAACCCUGCAAAGAACCAUCAGACCCAAUAGAAGAGUGCAAUCUAACUAACACUACUCUCUCAACAGAUUACCCUUUGCCUCCUUCACUCCCAUCAUCUCCAACUACCUUACCUGACACCUCUGUAUCUCCGGUCCUUGAUGUAGUCCCUAAACAAGAGUUCCUCAUGGAUCCAGUGGUGUCAGAUGUGAAGCCUGAGCCAGACAGCACUACGCAGACCCCUCACCUUGAGCAGACUGAGGUUUUGGAUGUAAAGGACAAGAUAAAAGACGAAGAUGCAAAGACAUCAGCAUUAUUGGGAGAUGUUGAUGCACCACGCUUUGCGCUGCCCAUGUGCGAGAUGGCAGACAGUAUCCAUGAAAUAAGGGAACCAACCAUUGCUCAGCUUUUACAGGAGAAAGCACUCUUCUCCUUCUCAGAGUGGCCUAAGGACAGAGUGAUCAUCAACCGUAUUGACAGUAUCUGCCAUACUAUCUUAAAGGGGAAGUGGCCUUCCUCUAGUCAACAGUAUGAGUCUCCCUCUGCAUUGGCUAACACCUGCAUGCCCAGCAGUGCCCACCAGAGGGCAGGAUUUCUGACUACCAGAAUGCCUAUAUCUCAGAGCCUUAACUUCAACCUCCCACAUGCAGUACCCCACUUACCAAAGGAGCGGUUAGUUGCCCCAGCAUUUCUCUCUGAGCUCAAACGUCCCAGGCGUGGGUUUGAAUUCGAGGCAGAAGUUCUUGCCAAACCAAGCCAUCUUGGAGAAAAGAUCCAGGUUGGCGUGUCUCAUCGUGCUAACGCUCUUCUCCUUAAUGGUUGGCAGGAUGCCGCUAUUGACCUCUCCAAACCAUCUGAACUAACAGUUGGUGGAGACAGUGGGCCAAUCAGUCAUAUGAGCCACACUGUCCAGUCAGCGCCCCACAAAAUAACCGGGAUAGGCUCCAUACAAGGCUCACUGGGAUUGGAUAUGGCUGGCAUUUUGCAGGCUGGCUUAAUUCAUCCUGUCACAGGGCAGAUUGUCAAUGGUAGUCUUCGUCGUGAUGAUUCAAUGUUGAGACGGAGAAGAGGACGAAGAAGAAAUGUAGAGACUCCUGAUCUCGGCUUUAUGAAGGGACGAGCCAUGAACUUGCCUGAACAACAGUGUGGGUCAGAGAGCAUCAGCCAGCCUGUUGUGUCCUCAACAUCCUCUCAGUCAGAAUGCCCUCCAUCCACCCCGACUACACUUCCUACUCACCCUCCAGCAAACUCUCCAGCUCCUCCUCCAGCCUCAGAGACCCUGAAUGUGAGCGUGGACAGGGACACGGCCAAUAAAGGCCUAAUGGAAUGGCUCCGACAAAACCCCAACUACAACAUGGAGCUUUCUGCUUUUCCAUCGUCUCAGAAUGCGAGCAUGUUGCACAGUUUCUUGGAGCGUCCAAAGCAGAGAAGGCAUCGCUGCAAAGAUCCCACCAAGCUCGACGUCAGCUCUCUAACUGGAGAGGAGAGAGUCCCGGUAGUGCACAGAAACACAGGCCGCAGGCUUGGAGGCGCUAUGGCUCCAGCCAUUAAAGAGCUCUCUCGGUGGCUGGAUGCAAAUUCAGAAUACUCUGUGGCUCCUGAUUGGGCGGAUGUGGUGAAGCAUUCGGGUUUUCUACCGGAGGGCAAAUUCGCACGCAUCCUCACUGGACCUGUGUGUCGGGAUCCCGGUCCACGCAGAAGAGGCAGGCGACCCCGCAGCGAGAUGCCCAAAGCCCCCGAGCUCCCCGCUGGCAUGGCUCCGCUCUUCAUGAACGGUGGGCUCAUUGGCAGCAUGGACCUGGUUAGUUUACCCAAUCUCCGCAAUGUCCCUGGUAUCCCACUCACCGGUAUCAUGGGCUUUCCUCAUGGUUUCGCCACUGCUGUAACAUCAGGAGAUGAUGCCAAGAAUGGUCUCGGCAUGUUGCCCAUGAUGCUCCAUGGCAUGGCGGCCGUGCAGCCGCCCAUGUAUAGCGCUCACAUGAGUGGGAUGAUGAGUCAGUCACUUUCAACGGCGACAUCCACUAUGUCCACCGUAACUGCAUCCACAACAGCGAGCGUGACUACGAACUCCGCAACCGUAACCUCAACCUCAAGCCCGCCGGAUAGUUCGGAUACUGCACUUCAGCGGGAUAACACGGGCUCUCCGAUGAGCACGGAGAACUGGAUUAAGGAGGAAGCAAAGCAAGGAGGGGAAGAGAAAAAAGUGUCCGCUUCGGUGUCUACAGCUGCGGCCACUAGCAGCAGUAGUAGUAGCUGCAUCACAAGCACCGGCAGCCAUUUGACCUUUAACCCCUUUCUAAUCCCGGGAAUGUCACAUAGUCUGUUGUAUCCGCAUAUGUUCUUGCCACCAGGCAGUAUAAUGGCAUUGCCCGCUAUGCCUGCAGCAGACAGCACGGGCAGCCCUAAGAGGAAGAGGAAGAAGGUAAGAGAGGAAGGACUCGUGGAGGGAAACGGGAACGGUGGCGUGCAGAUGGACGGCGAGGAAUCGAAGGGGGUUAAAGUCGAACAGACACCCGAACGAAAGAGCCAAGAGGGUGUAAUGGAAGAAGAUGGACAUGAUGUAAAUUUAGCUCUGGUCAAAGAUUCUUCUGACCAUAUACAAGAUCCUUCCGAGGAUAAAAGUACUGAAGAAAAGGAAAAAAACAAAACGGGAGAAGAACCUGAGCAAGAUUCUCAAGGCCCGUGUGACGGUGGAGACUAGAAUGCAUCCUCACGUUUGGGCCACAGUACUUUUGUGUGUGUCGUGUCGGUAAAAGUUUGUGUAUAGGACUUUGAUUAUCAAUGUAUUGUUUAUAGAUCUGCCCUUGUAAUUUCACUGACAUCUACUCUACCUUCUGGGUGUGUGCUAAAGAAAUAGACACUUGAAGCAUGCAAACGCUCAGAGGUCUUGAAUCCUACAAAGGGGCAACAUCAUCAUUGUUGUUAGCAGGUUUCUUUUGCAUCAUGGGAAUGGACACUCAGAAGAUUCUGUCUAUUGACGGAGAACGCUCUUAGUGACCCCAGCAUCCCCCCCUCCCCCCUCGAUUAGGUGUUAUUUACUGGCAUCUUUCACAGAUUCUCAGAAAGUGGUAGGAUGUUGGUAUUGUGCAAAAAAAAGACAGCAGUCUCACUCCAUAAUGGUGGUUCGGAUCAUGCUUUUAUAGUUGCAUAAGACCUAGAUUCAUGUUUUGAAACAUUUCUCAGAAUAAUGUAAAGAAAACGCUCAUCCCAUUGGUAGAUUACCAGCAGUGCUGCGUCUGAUUCGUUCUUGAUGGACCACAGUAUUUUGUUCUUAGUUGCUUGCUGCUAUGUAUUCAUUUUAGUCAAGAUUUUAACCUAAAUCUUUUACAAAGCUAUAGAUGGCAUGAGUGCAACAUGGUGAGUGCAAUGCAAACUUAAAAAGAGCAAGGCUUGAAGUUGAUGGCAAAGAACAAUCCAAAACAAAAUUGAUUUAUCUUUUGUUUUGUUUGUCUUAGUGUUUUUGGUAUCAUUUCCACAUUGUCGCUUUUGAUAAGGUGCACCCGUUGCGAUACUACUAAUCGUUUAUAUAGAUGGUUGUGUGUACUUGGGGGUUCUGCAAGUCCAAGGGCGAAGCAUUAGUGCCAUAGAGGAGACUCGGUUCUAAAAGGUUUUGGUA